GCUGAAGUCCUGCGUCGAGGUAGUACGUGUGUCUCACUCCUCCCCAGCCUCCACGCUCGCCUCCCUUACACACCUGCACAACACACAUAUGACCCGACAGUGUUGAGACUAACGCGAGAGAUAUAACUGGUGCACCGACAGUCACAGUGAAGUGCUGAACAUAAGUUACCCAGUGUGUCGUAGUUGUUGACUCAUAUUUAUUCUUGAGGAAAAAACUUGUGAACAGAAAAAUGGCCAAAAUAGAAAAACCAGUGAGAGCGCAGGAGGGUGAGAACGAUGUGGUGGACGACAAUAAUAACAAUAACAACAAAGAACAAAAUGAUGUUCAGAAUAACAAGACACCGGGGACUUCCGGCCUCAAGUACCAACUCCGCCCGCGAUCUGUUCACCCGCGGCGUCGCUGUGACAGCGAGUGGAGCAUCCAGGAUACACUGCGGCACAAGCAACGGCCGCCUCCACUGUCUAGGUACCGCAGGAAGACAGCUAACGCUCGGGAAAGAUACCGCAUGCGGCAGAUCAACACGGCCUUCGAGAGCCUGCGUGGUGUGUUACCGUCGUGGGUGUGUAGUCGGCGCGCCGCCUCAGAGAUGACGAAGAUCACCACGCUGAGGCUGGCUUCUGCCUACAUCAGGUCCCUGCAAGACAUCCUUGACGGUAACGCCCACCAGGACACUUGUUCUUGGGUACUCUCUAGCAUCCUGCAGGACGCCUCCAACCUUCAGGAGCCUCAACCAGACCUCUGCCCUGGAAGCCCCACCAAGACUCAUCAGUCUAUCGCUCACACGUCACCAGACUCUGAUUUUGUGUCUUUCUUGUGUACUUCCUCAGACUCUGGCGUCUUCCAGGACAGUAUGGAGUCCCUCUCCUACCUGUCACCCAUGUCAGAGACGGAGGCUGUGGCACUGCUGCUGGGGACUGAUCCUCAGUCACGAUCAUGGACUGAGGGUCACCACUCCCCGCUGGUGUCGUGAUCCCUUACGAAGUAGACCAUGGCACUCCUGCUAGGGACUGAACAUGGGCCGAGUUCACCACUGAUGUUGUGAUGCCCUAGACCUAAGACCGCGACCAUCCUACCCAAGUGGUAGGUUGACCAUCACCAAUACUCGCUGGUGUAGUGUAUCAUGCGACGCAGGUCCGGGGCACUCCUGCUGCUGACUAAACCUCCUUCUGGACGUUAGGCCGCUGGUCACUACUCCUGCUGGUGUGCAGACGAAGGGCGGAUCUCUCCGUCUAUAAAGUGACAUGUGAUAAUACAGAUGAACUAUUUUUAAAAUAGAUAAUAUUUCGCAUAAGUGAAACUCUCGUUAAUAAUUGGUGGGGGAGUGUGUGGUGUUGACACUGCCCGGGCUCGUGAACCUAUCGAGAAUGACUUAAGGAAAGAUAGUCAAUAGAAAGUGCAAAAUAUAAUUAUAUAUUCAUAUAUAUAUAUAUACAUAUAUAAAGAGUAGCUAUCAUAAGAUUAGCGUUAGCUGUUUCUUCUAUGAGUAGAAUUUUUCUUAAAAAAAAAUCUUUGUACAGUACAUUGACCUGGGCGUCAAGUGUUCAUCUCAGAUCACCUGUUAAGCCAACCAGUGCCAUCAAUAGUGAUAUUACCACUUGUUCAACACAAGUGAUGAACGCUGAGACAUAAAUCACAGUAAACGAUAACUUAUGAAUAAGUGAUACGUGAUAAUUCAAGACAAAUGAUGACGUCUAUUACUAUUGAGUUUAAUUUAAAUGAUCUGUUAUCAAGAUUCACUACAUCGCACGAUACUGCGGGUCGACAUAGCAUGUUUCCCCAUCACUGAUUCCCUAAGAGCUUGACAAUUGACCAUCAUUAAGUUGAUCUUAAUAUGAUCCCAGCUGGUGUUUUAACUACCUGUGUAAGUUUUGAUCCCAAAUGGAGUAUUCUGACCUAGCUGGUGUAUUGUCCACACCCUACACACACACACACACACACACACACACACACACACACACACACACACACACACAUACCCUGGGUUUGUGUUUACACCCGCAGUAUAAGUGUACAUUCUGUAUAUCUGUGUAGCUGUAGGAAUAAUUACUUAAAAUACUCUUCCAAGGUUGUCCUAUCGAGCGAAUCUGUUAUCAGUUUUCCUCGUCGAGCUAAGCUAUUGUUAGUUACCUAUCAUGUAAGCCCACUGUUAGUUAACCUGCCGAGUAAACCCACUGUAACUUUAUCUGCUAUGUAAAUCUACCUGUAAGUUUACCUACGGAGCGUCUAAUUGUUAGUUAACGCACUGAACAAAUCCCCCGCAAGCUUAUAUACGGAGCGAAUCUACCACUAAUUUGCAUACGGUGAAGAUCUACCAUGAGUUUACAUACGGUGAAUAUCUACCACUAAUUUGCAUACAGAGCAAAUUCACUGCUAGAUUACAUACGAUGCAUAUCUAACACUACUCUAUCUGCCUUGCAAAUCUUCCUUGAGCCUUCAGUACCUAAGCUUCCCAUAUCUCCUUCAGCACCUUUAAAUUUCUCCAAGUAAUAGCGUUCCUCAUAAGACAACUCCAGACAGGAACAUUCUAUUUUAUUCAACUUUAAACCAUAAAUGAAGAGUAUUAUGAAAAAUAGAGUAGUAUUAUUUAGACAAUUUUUAAGGAUUUUGAUUCGGUAAAUAUGUAAAUUGAAUAGUAAUUUAUUAUUAAAAGGUUUGAAUUUUAUUUAAUGAGAUUCCGUGAAAAAUGUCUCCUUAAAAAUGUAAUAAUUCGUUUCAUUUUAGUUAUUAAUACAAUGAUAGGAUUAAUGAUAAGAAUUUAAUUGAGAAAUAAUGAGGAAUAGUGGAGAUUUAUCGACCCAAAAAAUCUCUCGGAAAUAAGAGAUACUAUAAUUUUUGAGACUACCGUCGAGAGAUGUAGCCAGGAUUGGGAGAUAGUAGAGCUUACUUAGAGAUAUUACCUGUAACACCGAGAGAUAUACUAUGACUUAAGAGACGUGUUAGCAUGAGCGAGAGAUAACAUGACAGAAAGACACACUAUAGCCUGACCGUAAGACAAUGAAAGACACACUAUAGCCUGACCGUAAGACAAUAAAAGACACACUAUAGCCUGACCGUAAGACAAUAAAAGACACACUAUAGCCUGACUGUAAGACAAUAAAAGACACACUAUAGCCUGACCGUAAGACAAUAAGAGACACACUAUAGCCUGACCGUAAGACAAUAAAAGACACACUAUAGCCUGACCGUAAGACA
Molecule: messenger RNA, 3193 nt
Organism: Homarus americanus (American lobster)
Lineage: Eukaryota; Metazoa; Arthropoda; Malacostraca; Decapoda; Nephropidae
Product: helix-loop-helix protein delilah-like
Exons: 2
Coding region: 231-971 (246 amino acids)
Molecular function (GO): protein dimerization activity
Source: RefSeq, a predicted model, not a curated record